UACAAAGAUAACAACUGAAGUGUUUGUUUGUAGAAAUUUUGCGUUGUUUAUUUGUGAUAAGUUACGUGGUUGUAGUAUACCUAGUUAAAAUAUUGUUUUGACAUUUGUCAUUUCGGUUUUAUAUCGUCAGAAUUUCAUGGUUGGAGAGCAAGAUGAGUACAGUUAGUCCGGAUAAAAAGGAACUGCUGACCAAGAUAACUGGUGAUGUUGACCUCCCAACAAGUGAAGUUGUAGAACUUCUUGCUUCCCAUACGACUUUGGCAAAGAAGCUGACAUGUAGUCAUAUUGCAAAUAAGUGCACAAGUAAUACUGAUUUAGCUCUUCUAACAGCAAACCUCCUCUUGAAAGAUGCUGGGGAUGCUAAUCCCAGUGUGAGGAGUGCUAGUAUAUUGGCCCUCGCUGCAUUACCUGGAAUUGAAGAAAGCACUGUAAGGGCUUUAACUGCUGCCCUUUCAGAUCAAGCGGCUCAGGUUCGUCGAGCUGCCGCAGUAGCUUGUUCCCGAUUCUUCACACACACGCCGAAUGUUGUACUGGAGUGUGGAUUAGUGGAUGCAUUGUAUGAUAGCCUAAGAGACUCAGAUCCAAUAGUUAUAAGUAAUGCCAUAAUCUCUUUGGACACUAUUCUAAAAAAUGAGGGUGGAAUGGUUAUCAACAAAAAUAUUGCACAUUACUUAUUGGGAAGAAUUUUACAAUUUUCUGACUGCAAUGCUGUUUACAUUUUAACACUUCUUCUUAGAUAUUGUCCUAAGACAGAUGAAGAAAUUUUCCUCCUUUUGAAUGCUCUUGAUGAACUUUUGUCAUCAAAAGCCCCAGCUGUAUUAGUUGGAUGUAUUAAAUUGUUUUUACACUGGACAGAGAAUCACUCCCACUUGAAAAAGGAUAUGCUCGAGAUUAUACAAACACCUAUAUGUAAGAUUUUAAGUCGUAAUGUUCCAGAAACAGCUUUCCUCAUUCUUGGUUUCUUGAGAACACUAGGAGAUAUCAGAGAGGUGUUUGGGCCACAUUUUAAAUACUUUUUAGUAAGGGCAAAGGAUCCAGGUUACUUAAAGACUCAAAAAUUAAAAGUUUUGCCAUUAGUGAGUACUAAAACAAAUGUUUGCAGUCUUAUUGAGGAGGUAAAACCAUUUUGCAGUGACUAUCAGAGUUUCAGAGAAGCAGUUUCCUGUGUAAGUGCACUAGCCCAGGUUAGUGCUUCUGCUUAUAAACAGUGUCUUAACAUAUUUAUUAUGCUUCUCGACUCCCCCACUGAAAGAGUGGUCAUAGCUACAUUGGAGUGUCUUAUGAGUCUAUUGUCAUCACCAGUUUGUAAAAAUGAAUUAUGUAGCACCAAUACUGAAACUUCUAAUCCUUCUCCAGUAUUCCCUGAAGAGAAAGACAUUGAUGGAAUAGAAAAUGAAUCUUCUAAACAAGAUGAUAAUGGAGAUAUAAAAAAAGAUGCAUUAGCUGUUCCAGAUAUUCCACAAGACCUCAUCUCAGCCCUGACAAGAGCUCUGUCAAGGUGCUCAGUGCAAGAAGCAGCUCCUUCUCUUGUACUGUAUAUACUUGGUACUAUGUCAGCCUUCCUUAAUUGUUCUCCGGAUAUAUUAGAAAGUAUGUCCUCUCUCUCUUCAGUUUCAAAUUUUUCCAAUGCAGAUCUAGUGACUGCAGCAGCACGAAUAUUUUUAUCACGACCAGCACAAAUGCAUCUUAUCUUAGCAUCUGUUUUAAGCAAUGCUUUUGCAAUAGGAGGUGCAUCAGCCAAUAGAGCUGCCUUAGUUUAUGCUGCUUUGCUAGAAGGUCCCAAAAGUGCUGCCAGUCUGCUUGGAGCUAAUGAUUUCUUGGUUCUUGAAAAUUUAAGCGUGCAAGAUGGUUAAGUAUUGAUUAUGACCAUGUAUAGUAGAUAAAAAUAUUUAUCAAUAUAUUAUGGUUUAUUAAGUCAUUUGUAAAAGUACAGUAAUAUGUAGAUGAUAAAUCAUUAGAACUUUUUAUGUAUGUACAUAUAUUUUUACUUUAAGAAUAUCUGAUUAUCAAAUGGAAAUUAUUGUUUCACUUUUUUCAUUAAUUAUAUGAAAUGUGUUAUGUGAAAGUAGGUAUAUAAUUCAAGAGACUAUAAUAAUGAUUUGAAAAGUUAA
Messenger RNA from Macrobrachium nipponense, 2111 nucleotides. Its product is annotated as AP-4 complex subunit beta-1-like. The record is from RefSeq and is a predicted model, not a curated record. Gene Ontology annotation, biological process: intracellular protein transport; vesicle-mediated transport. The transcript is spliced from 5 exons. NCBI's taxonomy places the organism in Eukaryota, Metazoa, Arthropoda, Malacostraca, Decapoda, Palaemonidae. Gene Ontology annotation, cellular component: membrane coat. Bases 153 to 1853 code for a protein of 566 amino acids.